Vigna unguiculata (cowpea) is the source of this 684-nucleotide messenger RNA. Lineage: Eukaryota; Viridiplantae; Streptophyta; Magnoliopsida; Fabales; Fabaceae. The record is from RefSeq and is a predicted model, not a curated record.
AUGGUGGAAGCACAACGAUUGUCUUUCAUUAGAGCUAAUCAAAAGUUAAUUCGUUGUGAUAUUCUUAAUGGAUUACAAGAGGCUGUUAAUAGAGGAGAGACAGAUCCUUCUUUAAUUGGAAGACGUAUUGUACUACUUGCUUCAUUCACUGGUGGUACAAGAUACAUGUUCAACAAUUGUCAAGAUGUUAUGGCAAUUUGUAAAAAAUUUGGAUAUCCUGAUUUGUUCAUUACUAUAACAUGCAAUGUCAAUUGGAGCGAAAUAAGAGACUUUGUUUUACCAAAAGGGUUAUCACCUUCAGAUAGACCUAAUAUUGUAUGUAGAGUCUUCAAAAUGAAACUGGAUGAAAUGAUGACAGAUUUAAAAAAAAAUGACUUUUUUGGGAAAACCAUUAAUGGAAUUAAGCUGAACAAUAGAAGUGUUGUUCCUUACAAUCCACGACUUCUAAUGAGGUAUCAAGCUCACGUCAAUAAAAAGUAUUGCAACAAGACCAAUUCAAUAAAAUAUUUGUUCAAAUAUGUCAACAAGGGUCCUGACAGAGCUACUCUUAAAAUAAGCAACAACUCUGCACAAUGUGACAAAGAAACCAUUAUUGAUGAGAUCAAGAGGUAUUAUGAUUGUAGGUAUCUAUCACCAUGUGAAGUCGCUUGGCGAAUAUUUGCUUUUGACAUCCAUCACAGAUGA